Paramuricea clavata is the source of this 1320-nucleotide messenger RNA. Lineage: Eukaryota; Metazoa; Cnidaria; Anthozoa; Malacalcyonacea; Plexauridae. The record is from the annotation of a GenBank genome assembly.
CCCAAGGUAUUCCUGUAAUGACUUACAACUGUACAUUCAUUAAUACAGGAUUUGACCGCUCAGUGGGGCGAAUAUAAUUUCAAAAUAUUUGUUUAAGAGUACGUUAGGUUACUACGCCAACUAAAAGUUUACAGCACUAUAUGAAAAUUUCGAAUGAGAUGCAAUUUUUAUAUGCAGUUUCUGCCUGCAAACGACAGUGAAACAAUUGAAAUGGUUAAGAACGUCCUGAUGAAGCAAAUAGCCAGAUAACGCAAGUACAGUACCGUACGAAAUUACGACAAGUCAUAGAGUGACAAACGUUUUAACAGAAAUGUGCAAACAGUGCUGAUGCAACAUUGGGACUACUGAAGAAGUGUAGACUACAUACACGACAUUCUCGAACUGAAUAGCUAAAAGAUCAAAAUAUUUAGAGGAAGGGCCAGAGCUAUAGACCAAAAUAUUUAGAACUGAAGACCAAAAUAGUUAGUAAAGACCAAAAUAGCCAGAGCUAAAGACCAAAAUAUUUUGAGGAAGGGCCAGAGGAUGGGCUCACGAAGCCGAAGGACGUCCUUAUUUGCUUUGGAGAAUCCAGUCUUAGAUCAUGGUAUAGCGGUUGUAUGUCAUGCUGACCAUCCGAAGAAUGAACAUUUCGGUCAUACAAAACUGAUGAACAUACAGGAAGAUGAUCUGCAAGAGGAGUCUUUGUUCAAUGAUGAUAUCGUUCGACAUCUUAUGAGAGAGGUGUUUGAAUAUCGUUUAAAUGGCAUAGAGUAUCGUAAGAAAGAGGGCGAGGAACUGUGUAAACAUAUCAUCACAGAUAUUCAAAAAAAAAUUGCAGUUCUUGACUACAAACGUUACAAGAUAAUAUGUACGUGUGUCUUAAGCGCCAUUGAUAAACCACCACUAUGGUUGGAAAGUCGUUCCACAUGGAACGGUGAGUUAACUAGUGCGGAUAAGGAUCGUUUCGUAGAACUAGUUUUCAAAAACAAAGAGUUUUAUGCCAUUGCAACUGUAUUUGGUAUGUAUAAUGACAAGGAUUUUAGAAGAAGAACUCAAAGAGAAACAUUGUUUUGCAAAAAUUAUUGAACGUGCGUGAUUAUAUACCAACGUGUAUCCAAACAUGUAUACUUCGAAUUUGUGUGUCGUUUUUACCCUUUGAUUGUUGAAGUUAAUGAGGACAAUAUAGGUUGGGUAACUUAACAUAUAGUGAACAGACGUAGUCUCAUGUAUUUAUAUAAUAUGAGUUAUAUAUAUAUAUAUCUUCUUUUUUAUUUGUAGCGGACCAUUAGAAUUUUGAGGGAGGGCAAAAUUUUUAGGGCACGAUAUUUUUUAACGUUCGAG